Messenger RNA from Xenopus laevis (African clawed frog), 662 nucleotides. RefSeq names its product ribosomal protein L9 L homeolog (gene rpl9.L). The transcript has 8 exons. Lineage: Eukaryota; Metazoa; Chordata; Amphibia; Anura; Pipidae. Gene Ontology annotation, biological process: translation; cytoplasmic translation. Gene Ontology annotation, cellular component: ribosome; cytosolic large ribosomal subunit. Gene Ontology annotation, molecular function: rRNA binding; structural constituent of ribosome. The record is from RefSeq and is a predicted model, not a curated record. The coding region runs from base 28 to 606 and encodes 192 amino acids.
UCUCCCUUUCCUCUGUCAGCUGCGAGAAUGAAGACCAUUCUCAGCAACCAGAUUGUUGACAUCCCUCAGAAUGUUGACAUCUCCUUGAAGGGCCGUACAGUUACUGUAAAGGGGCCCAGAGGUGUCCUGCGGAAAAACUUCAACCACAUAAAUGUUGAACUGUGUCUCAUGGGCAAGAAGAAGAGGAGGCUUCGUGUUGACAAAUGGUGGGGUAACAGAAAAGAGCUGGCCACAGUGCGCACCAUUUGUAGUCAUGUGCAAAACAUGGUAAAAGGAGUCACACUGGGCUUUCGUUACAAAAUGAGAUCUGUGUAUGCUCACUUUCCCAUCAACGUUGUCAUUCAGGAGAGCGGAUCUCUUGUGGAAAUCAGGAACUUCUUGGGUGAAAAGUAUAUCCGUAGGGUUCGCAUGAGAUCAGGUGUUGCAUGCACCGUAUCCCAAGCCCAGAAAGACGAGCUGAUUCUUGAAGGCAAUGACAUUGAACUUGUAUCAAACUCCGCUGCCUUGAUCCAGCAAGCCACCACAGUAAAGAAUAAGGAUAUCAGAAAAUUCUUGGAUGGUAUCUAUGUGUCUGAAAAGGGUACAGUCCAGCAGCUUGAAGAGUAAAAGCCUGCAAAAGCCUGGUUCCUGUGCUGCUUUCAAAAUAAAGUCCCUUUAUCUAA